Exophiala viscosa is the source of this 2032-nucleotide messenger RNA. RefSeq lists its product as uncharacterized. The record is from RefSeq and is a predicted model, not a curated record. The transcript is spliced from 6 exons. NCBI's taxonomy places the organism in Eukaryota, Fungi, Ascomycota, Eurotiomycetes, Chaetothyriales, Herpotrichiellaceae. Gene Ontology annotation, molecular function: transcription cis-regulatory region binding; DNA-binding transcription factor activity, RNA polymerase II-specific. Gene Ontology annotation, cellular component: nucleus. Bases 1 to 1587 code for a protein of 528 amino acids. Gene Ontology annotation, biological process: regulation of DNA-templated transcription.
AUGACCAGCCUACAUUUGCUACGGCGACUUCAACCAUCCUCGCUGCUGAACAAACAGGCCACAAAUGGAAAAUACUCGUUGCAAAACAUCCUUAGCAUCAGUGAUCGCCUACACCUGGUCGACCCAAAAAGUGCUUCAGACCUCCCGGAGGACGAUCCCAUCUCGAAAGGUAUUGUGUCGUUUCACAUCGCCACAUCUCUAUUCGAAAACUUCAUGAAGAGUUUCAACCCAUUCAUCUGUGUUCUCGAUCCCGCGUUAUACACCUUCCGACACGUCCGAGAGAGGUCUUCCUUCCUCUUGACGGUUAUGCUUGCCGCUUCGUCAAAGGUAUACAAUCCUGCAUUACACCCUGAAAUACACAAGUACUCAGAGCAACUGCUCAACGGUGCCUUCGCCCAAGGCGCCAAAUCACCAGAAGUAAUCCAGGCCAUCUUGCUCAGCACAUAUUGGAAACAGCCAGAAGAUACUCGUUCCUGGUCUCUCAUCGGAUAUACCAUAAGACUAUGCAUGGAAUUAGGUUGGCACAAGUUCAAGCCAAACAGUGACGCAGACGACUCCGCGGCUUCCGAGCUGGUAGUUCGGCAGAGGCGUAACGUUGAACGCACAUGGAUGAGCUUACAGACAGGCAAACCUUGGAUGAUUGAGAGAAGCGACUUCCUCGAAUCCGUCAAUACCUGGUACAAACAUCCUAUGGCAACUUCGAAUGACGCCACCUUAGCUGCGCUGGUGACCCUUCGACUUGCCACGGCAGAUAUCAUUGAUAUCUUCUGCCCACUGCGACCAGCACCAUGUACGACACACGCUUACCGGCUUGACUCGCUCUUGAAGACACUCACUCCUCAGAUAGAGGCCUGGAAGAAGCAUUGGACUUCGAUAUCAUCGCCGAUCGGGGCGUCACUUGUCGAUACCGAAGCAUUCUGGAUCACAUACACCAGUGCCAUAGAGAUGCUGCAGCUCGUCUCCCAUCAUUCCGUCUCACCCCUUCUGAGCUUUGCUCACGAUUCUGUGCACGUAAUGACUGCAUACAGCGCUGCUUUCCUAAUCAAAUUGCUUCUUUCAGUCAACAAAUCGAUUCGGCAAGAAUUCGAGACGGCUGCCUUGGAAACCAUCAAUACCGUCGCUCGCGUCUUCGCAGACCAGUCAACGCCACCGAAUUAUGCUUGUGCCUUGCAAGUAAAAUUCCUCCACAAUGUUGUCCAGGAGUACGCAAGAGCUUGUAGAGGACGUUAUGCACAUGAAAUGACAGAAGCUACAACUGGUGCAGCCCAGCAGUAUCAAGUCGGGCAACAACCACCUUCGCAGCAGGACUUGAGUCGCCGUGAAGGGCCGAGCCAGCAUGAGCCAUUCAUUGAAAACACCGCGCGGCAUCAGAGAUCGGCUGAGGACGCAUCCGAUAGCAUCAGGAAUACUAGUUGUGGGCAACAGUUAGUUGAGGACGUUCCAUUCAGGGCUGAUGGGAUGGCUUCUGCGUUGCACGAAGCCGCUGGCCAGGCAUCGUCUCCGAAUAGGGACAUGACCGACGAUGAAUGGGCGGCUAUAUUUAUGAACGCAGGUUUUGAUAUCGAAGCCGGUGUAUUUUUCCAAUGACCAAGACGCAACAAUAAUAGCAAUACCGAAGGCGAUCAGGUUGGGUCCUUGGACAUAUCUUCUGGGGCACCGAUGGGACCUCAUCGACCGCUUAUCUCGUGGUCUAGGGUGGGGAUCUGAUUGAGUUCGGCUCUGCCCGAGUGAAAAAGUCAUUGACUCGUCAGUGACCGAUACUUUCGAUAUCAAUUCCCUUCUGCUGUGCCCGUCUCGCCGACUCCUUAUGCUGACACAGUGCAUCGAAGACAUGAGUACCAAAUUUCUUGAACGCUUCCGUCAAGCCGCCAGCUGCAAUGAGUGACUUCUCCAUGUCACUGAGCUGGAAACCAAAAGCCCUGCUUCCACACCGGACCUGACCGCUGUUCAAGUCGAUACUGAUCUCUUCACCCUGCGUGGCUAGACGAUGAAAUUCUUCUUCCGCGAUGGUGAUCCCCAAUAGGCCAAUGUU